AUGUUUGAACCGAAGACCAUACAGGAAGUGGUCACGCCGACGAUGAUGAUGAAUACCUUUGUCGGCAUGGGAACUUGGUCUACCAAGAAGGGCAAAUUUUUAAACAUUACAUACUCGUUGAUCUGUCUGGUGAUGUAUUGCAUCGUGAUGAAGAUGUCGAUAAAAUACUUGGGAUCUUAUUAUGUGCACAAAACAAAAUCACUCGGAGAUUAUACAUUUCAAGGUAUUUUCUACGCCAACAUCUGUCUGACGAUCUGCCUCAUCCCUUGUGGCUGGUUCAGGAGAAAGUACAUGAAAGCAGCAAUGAUGCGCAUAGUGAUGUGCGAGAAAUCUUUGGAACAAAUCGGAUUAGACAAGAACUAUCGGAAAUUGUAUCGGAAUCAGAUUUAUACUCUCGUACUCGUCAUUGUAGUAUUCAUCGUAUUCACAGUGGCUAAUUAUAAAGAGAUGUUCAUGGAGAAUACACCUAUGCUUAUGAAAGUUGUCAUUAUGUUUGCCUAUAAUUAUCCCGUUGGUUUGCUCUACGUGAAUGACAUAUCGUUCUUACACUGGGUCAGAUACUCGAAGACUCGGUUCACUCAACUGAACAAUCUGCUGAAACGUAUGUUAACGACUACGCCAGAUUCGCCGCAGCACAAAAGAGUACUGAAAAUGAAGGAUGAUUGGGACAAGGCCAUCGCAUCCUCGCUGGACGAAUCUAAGGAUAAGGAUAAUAUCAACACGAUGAGAGCCGUCAAGCAAGUUCAUUUGGAACUAAUCAAGUCUAGCAGAAGUGCAAAUGAUGCGUUUGGCAUGCAGAUUCUCUUUUCUAUGACGGUGUCGUUUGUAUUCAUCACUAGUCUCUUAUACUACGCUUACAAGAUUUUCUGGAACGAGUUGGGUCCUAACGAAAAUUGGGAAAGUAGGAAGAGGGAAGUAAUACCAGUCCUUAGCUGGAUUCUGUUUUACUCAUCAAAGAUCCUCAUCGUAAAUCAUUUGUGCGCAAUGACGAGCAUACGGGAUUUCACUCUGCAACUGAUACAGAAUCCGUUGACAUUCACGGCGUGUGGAUUCUUUAAUCUGGAUCAUACAUUCAUUCAUGGAGUGAUUGGCUCGGUUACUACGUAUCUCGUGAUUCUUAUCCAAGUUGGAGAUUUACCCACAGGAAACCCGAAUAAACCACCAAAUACUACUAUAAGAUUCAUCGAGUCGAACUUUACUAUGACCGAUGCAUUUACAACCGUUACUUCUCCGUAA
Molecule: messenger RNA, 1236 nt
Organism: Cyphomyrmex costatus
Lineage: Eukaryota; Metazoa; Arthropoda; Insecta; Hymenoptera; Formicidae
Exons: 6
Coding region: 1-1236 (411 amino acids)
Biological process (GO): sensory perception of taste; male courtship behavior; chemosensory behavior
Cellular component (GO): neuronal cell body; axon; dendrite
Source: RefSeq, a predicted model, not a curated record